CGGUUGGUUUCAUGUGAUGAUGCAUUGAAAAAAAACUUGAUAUUGUGCUGAUUUUGUGAAUUUCAGUUGUUCUCUCCCUUUUUGUUCUUUGAAACCCAACACUUGAACAAAUUCCCUUCUUAAUUUUUUAGCCAACGAUGUCUUCGCCUUCUUCAUCAAAUCUUCCUCUAAUAGCAAUCCCCGGAGGUUAUGGCUUGCCCUUCUUCGGCGCCAUAAAAGACCGGCUUGCCUACUUCUACCAUGAGGGGACAGACAAGUUCUUCCGGACCCGGAUGGAGAAGUACCAGUCGACGGUCUUCCGGUCCAACAUGGUUCCGGGCCCUUUCAUGGCCCGGAACCCUAAGGUCAUCGUGCUCCUUGAUGCUGUCAGCUUCCCGGUCCUCUUUGACACAUCCAAGGUCGAAAAGAAGGACGUGUUCACCGGGACCUACAUGCCCUCGACCGACUACACGGGCGGAUACCGCGUCUGCGCCUACCUCGACCCCCCUGAGCCCAAACACGCCCUCUUGAAAGGCUUAAUUCUGUCGACCCUUGCGAAGCGUCAUGAUAAGUUCAUUCCACUCUAUAGGAGUUCCCUAUCACAGCUCUUCAUUGACCUAGAAGAUGAGUUCUCUAGCAAAGGCAAAGCACCAUUCGACGACUAUUGCAACAAAAUGUCCUUCAACUUCUUGGCCAACCUAUUCUGCGACCAAAAUCCAUCUAGCACGAUCCUCACGACCGACAAAGCAACGAAAUUCUUUGACUCGUGGUUGUUUUUCCAACUUGCACCGUUGAUUACCCUAGGGUUACCAAAGAUACUAAACUUUUUGGAAGACAUAGUCCUACACACUUUCCCAUUGCCUUCGUUGUUGCUCAAAUGCGAAUACAAGAAAUUCUACAAGGUGUUCAAUGAGUACGCAAAAUCGAUAUUGGACGAAGCUGAGAGUUUGGGAAUCAAAAGAGACGAAGCUUGCCAUAACCUUGUGUUCCUGAUGUGCUUCAAUUCCUAUGGGGGCAUGAAAACCACGUUGCCAGCGUUGAUCAGGUGGGUCGGACUCGCCGGAGAAGAGUUGCAGCGACAGCUUGCGGAGGAAAUCAGGACUGUUGUUAGGUCGGAAGGCGGGGUCACAAUCGCCGCCUUGGAGAAGAUGAGCUUGACCAAGUCGGUUGUCUGGGAAGCGCUGAGAAUCGAGCCUCCGGUUGCGUUCCAGUAUGGCCAUGCCAAGGAGGAUAUGGUGAUCCACAACCACGAUGCAGCCUUCGAGAUCAAGAAGGGCGAGAUGAUAUUUGGAUAUCAGCCGUUUGCAACCAAGGAUCCGAGGGUGUUCGAAAGGCCAGAGGAGUUCGUGGGCGACAGGUUCGUCGGGGAAGAAGGCGAGAAGCUGUUGAAGUACGUGUACUGGUCAAACGGGCGCGAGAUCGAUGAUCCGACCGUGGGGAAUAAGCAGUGCCCUGCCAAGAACCUGGUGGUGCUCUUGAGCAGGGUCAUGCUCGUGGAGUUCUUCCUCCGCUACGACACGUUCACGGUCGAGGCCGGGACGUCGACGCUUGGGUCGACGGUGACGUUCACGUCAAUGUCGAAGGCCACGAGUAGUUGAGUCUCAAUCAUAUCUAGCUCUCUCAUAGUUUUUGUGAAAUUAUCUACUAGGACCAGGUCGUGAUUUAAUUGUUUCGAUUGGUUUGCUGGUGGAAUAAAUUCUGGUGAUUGCUGCAUCGAUUGGUUUAUCCCCUUUACUCAAUAAAAUGCUUUGGCUGAA
Syzygium oleosum is the source of this 1736-nucleotide messenger RNA. RefSeq names its product allene oxide synthase 3-like. Gene Ontology annotation, molecular function: iron ion binding; oxidoreductase activity, acting on paired donors, with incorporation or reduction of molecular oxygen; monooxygenase activity. NCBI's taxonomy places the organism in Eukaryota, Viridiplantae, Streptophyta, Magnoliopsida, Myrtales, Myrtaceae. The record is from RefSeq and is a predicted model, not a curated record. Gene Ontology annotation, biological process: sterol metabolic process. The transcript has a single exon. The coding region runs from base 138 to 1577 and encodes 479 amino acids.